Messenger RNA from Megalopta genalis, 924 nucleotides. RefSeq names its product Actin-related protein 2/3 complex, subunit 3A (gene Arpc3A). The record is from RefSeq and is a predicted model, not a curated record. Gene Ontology annotation, cellular component: Arp2/3 protein complex; cytoskeleton. Lineage: Eukaryota; Metazoa; Arthropoda; Insecta; Hymenoptera; Halictidae. Gene Ontology annotation, biological process: regulation of actin filament polymerization; Arp2/3 complex-mediated actin nucleation.
UGAUGUGUAUGUAUCUGAUUACUCAAAUGCGGUGAAUUACACUUUUUUGACAAAAUACGUGUGUGUGUUCAAAUUGAUUAAAAUAUAUUAUUAUCUUAGAAACUGUGUCAUUGCUAUGCCUGCAUAUCAUUCCAGUUUCGUAGAAAACAAUGGAAACAUUGGUAACAUGGCGCUUUUGCCGAUUCGAACUCAUUUUAGGGGUCCUGCACCACCCUUUACAAAAGACUUAGAUAUAAUCGAUGAAGCAUUGUACUUCUUCAAAGCAAAUGUCUUUUUUCGAACAUACGAAAUCAAGAGCGAAGCAGACAGAGUUUUAAUUUAUAUCACAUUGUACAUAACUGAAUGCUUGAAAAGAUUGCAGAAAUGCGCAACCCAGGCUCAAGCCGCAAACGAAAUGCACUCUCUGGCUAAAUCAAAAUUCGAUGUUCCCGGUGAUCCUGGAUUUCCUUUGAACUCUGUGUACGCUAAGCCAAGCAAUCCUAUGGAAGCAGACACUAUGAGACAAUAUUUACAACAAAUAAGACAGGAAACCGGUGUAAGACUUGUAGAGAAAGUAUACGGAGAGGAUGGCAAACCUAGUAAGUGGUGGUUAUGCUUUGCCAAAAAGAAGUUCAUGGAUAAGUCUUUAUCAGGUCCUGGUCAAUAGAUAAAUUAAAAAGAAAACAAGUCUGUCAUUGAAGGUGAUUAUAAAAUUCAUACAGUAUAUAAAUACAGAGAUUAAAAGUUUCAAUGUCUUAUUAAUUUUAUUGUGUGGUCUUUGUUAUAUUUGUAAUAAACUAAUGAGAAAAAAAAACAAAAAGAGAGAGAAACGUUGAUGUAAAGGUGAUUCGUACGGAAGAGAUGUUUAUUUCGUACAGGAUAUAACAUAAUAUCGACAUAAAAUUCUGUAUUAUAUCAAUAAAAUGAUGUAUCUUGUUCGCAGAA